GGCCUGCUGCUGCUGAACUAUAGUUUAUAGUAGCCGCGCGGACGAGUCAGUCGUGUUAAUUAUAGUGUAUAACCUCGUGUGAGUGCAUAUCUCCUGCUGCAUGCGUCUCUGAAAAAACGGAAAAAACUCCCGUAUCAAGAGCAUAAAUCACGAGAAAGAUGAAGUUCUCGGAGGGCGACCAGGUCCUCGCCAAGUUGCCGAGCAGCGACGACUACGAGAAGGCCAAGAUCAUCAAUGUCAGGGGCAGCAAGUACAAAGUUUUGUUCAAGCGAGGAGAGGAGCACACCCUCGGCCAGGCCGACGUCAAGGCUGCAAGGACCUCCAGAAGCCAGACCAGGACCAGGGCACGCGGGGGAAAAAGUCCCUCCAGAAAAUCUCCAGGCAGGAGAUCUCCUGCACGCAAGUCCCCUGCAAGAUCGCCCACACUAGUGAGAAAAUUGCCCGUGCGCAGUGCCAGGCAAGCCAAAAUAUCCAUUGCCAGAUUAGACAUGCCAAAAGAUAACUCUAGCGAUACGGAUAGAACUGAGGGAUCGGAAAGUGUGGCGGAUGACUUUAACGAACAACCUGUUCAGUCUAGAUUAAGAGAGCUUGGACCCAUUACUCGACGCUCCAUUCGCAUCAUGUCGAGCACCUCUAAAGCAGAACACGAACAGAAAUUGUUAAUGCUGAACAGAAGCCCUGACCGAGCAGUAUCCCUUCCGGUAGAAAGAAAAUCUACUUCUGCGCUCGAAGGCAAAGAGCGAGGAUUCUCUGUUCAAAGAGAUGAGGACCUGUUAAAAUCAAACGACUACGUAGAGGAUACAGAUGCAGGAUCUGAUGCUAAGAAUAAAGACAUUGAUUUUCUAAGCAAACCACAAGAGUGGGGCGGUUGGAUUGGAGCACUGUUUCUCCUAGUGCUCUUAACUGCUGGUACUCUUUUACUGCAAUUAGCUUGUUCGAAUGAUCAUUGCAGUACCAAGACUAUUCGCAUUCCAAGAUACAAAGAAUGGAAACUCUUUUUGGAUCUUGAUGCAUUUUUACUGUACACUGGAUUUGUGUUUUUCAUAGCCAUCAUCUCUGUACUACCCAUUGGUAGGCUAGUCGAUGGCCAGCAAACUAAAACUGGAAGACUGCAGUACAGAAUAAAUGGAAUAUGGGCUUUGAUCCUAUCCAUAGCUGCAUUCGGAGGAUGCAUACAUCAAGGCUAUGACAUUGGUGACUUUUUGCUGAAAAAAUCUCUUCCCAUGUCUGUAGUGGGAUUGGGUUAUGGAGCUCUGUUGGCUGUAAUUCUGUAUGCCAAGGGUGGUAGAGCACCUGUAGCUAAUCUCAACAUGUUUGGCUCUACCCACAAUAUCAUCUACGACUUUUGGCAAGGCAGAGAAGUGAAUCCACGUGUAGGACCUUUAGAUAUCAAACUGUUGCUCUUUCGCACCGGUUUGAUAGGAGCGACAAUAAUCAAUUUGGCAGCUAUAGUGAAAAUUGUCAAAGAAGCCGAAUUUUUGGAAUUAAGUAAUCUCAAUCUUGCUGCUCUGAUAGUGGCAUCUUUGCAAAUUGUCUACUUAUUAGACAGCCUCAUUUUUGAGUCUACGUUUGUCACGACUUUUGAAAUAAUGUACGAAGGGACGGGAUACAUGUUGACAGUUGAAUACUUGAUAUAUCCGUAUUUGGCGACCAUUACAACGAGAUAUUUACUAAUUCAUAAAGUUCACCAAUCUGUAUAUCUAUUGAGUUUGUUCGUCGUUAGCUUCUUUGUUGGAUAUGUAAUCUACAGGGCGAGCAAUUCUCAAAAAGAUCAGUUUAGAAAAAAUCCGUUUUCACCUUCUCUAUCACAUUUGGAGACGAUACCAACGAAACGAGGCAAGCGAUUAAUUGUAUCAGGACUUUGGGGACACGUAAGGCAUCCGAACUAUCUUGGGGAUAUCCUGAUGCACUGUUCAAUGGCUUGCUUGAGCUUCGCCACGGACAUUUUGCCUUACGUUCUCGCUCUUCAAGUUACACUGCUACUCAUUUAUCGAGCAUUGAGGGACAAUGCCCGCUGUAAAAAGCGUUAUGGAUACGCUUGGGAACAAUAUUGCUCGCGCGUUAAAUACAUGAUUCUUAAUCGGGUAUUUUAAAUAAUUUUACAGAAAUUUAUACAAAGUGAACGUCGAUGCAUACUUUGAAAUGCAUUUAUAAAUUAUGAAUAUUUUUGGAAAUUGACAGGAUGCUUGACCAAACUUGAGCGUCAAAAAUAAUGAAAACUUGCACAAGAGUUUUCUUUUUAAUGAAAGAUAUUAUAUAUGUAUAUUAAAAGUAUUAUCGAAUAAACGCAAUUCAAAGUGUCUGACGCUCAAGUGAGACCUUCAGCGGCCUUAGUGAAUGAUGAACUUUUUGACGGGUCGAAUUGACUGUGCGAAGACGGACGAGACUUUCGACUUGAAAUAGUAGAAGAAUGAGCUUGUUCGCAUAUCGGAUCUCGUCACGAAAUGUUUAUAAAUACCUGAAGCUAAAAGUUAAGGAUGUUUCUUUUUAAAAAUGUGUAGAUUUUUAAGCAAAGUAUUUGUGCAUGACAUUUUAAUUAUAAA
Molecule: messenger RNA, 2543 nt
Organism: Nasonia vitripennis (jewel wasp)
Lineage: Eukaryota; Metazoa; Arthropoda; Insecta; Hymenoptera; Pteromalidae
Gene: LBR
Product: delta(14)-sterol reductase TM7SF2
Exons: 9
Coding region: 159-2093 (644 amino acids)
Biological process (GO): sterol biosynthetic process
Cellular component (GO): nuclear inner membrane; endoplasmic reticulum membrane
Molecular function (GO): oxidoreductase activity, acting on the CH-CH group of donors, NAD or NADP as acceptor
Source: RefSeq, a predicted model, not a curated record